CUCUAGGAACAAGAAUUAGAUAUUGCCCACGGCAUCCAUAGGUAUACGGAGCAUAGCUUCAAGAUAGUUAAAGCACCUUUCGGCCGACAUCGGGACGAUUCGGUUAUCAAUUUUUAUCUCGUCCAUCAACGUCCUGCCAUUCCACCAAAACGCCCUUCCCAAGUAGUCCAGACAUAACCACACGAAAUGACACGAAUCGGCUGGUAUGGCCUCGGCUCCAUGGGCCUAGCAAUGGCCACCAACCUCCAACGCCAUCUCGUCACCAAAAAAGCCCCCGGAAUGAUCUAUUCCAACCGCACAAUGGCACGCGGCAACCCCCUGCAAGCACUAGGCGGCACCUCCGAGACCAGCUUCGAGAAAGUCAUCGGACAGUGCGGGAUCAUCUUCACCAUGAUCUCGAACGACGCCGUGCUGUCCAAUCUUGUCUCCACCGCUGUUAACUCCGGGCAGUCCCUCCGCGACAAGAUCUUCGUUGACUGCUCCACUGUUCACCCGCAGACCGUGGGAUUGACUGUCUCAAAGUUGAGGGAGAAGCAGGCGGCGUUUUUGUCGGCUCCGGUGUUUGGGGGGAAUCCGAUUGCUGUGGAUGGGAAGUUGGUUUUUGCGAUCGGGGGGCCGAAGGAUGCUGUUGGGGUGGUGAAGCCGUUGAUUCAGGAUGUUAUGGGGAGAAGGGUUAUUGAGUGUGGGGAGGAUGCUACUAAGGCUUCGUUGUUGAAGAUUGCAGGAAACAUCAUCACCGUCAACAUGAUGGAAGCCGUUGGUGAAUCCCAAGUCUUCGCUGAACGCACCGGCCUCGGAACGGGUCCUAUGGAGGAACUCAUCGGAGAGGCUUUUGGUCCAGUUGCCGGUGGUUACUCCAAGAGAUUGACAACCGGCGCCUACGCACCCCCUCUUGACUCCCGUCCCGGUUUCGGCGUGUCUUUAUCCAUCAAAGACGCAAACCACGCCUUGACCAUGGCCAAGGAUCAUAACGUCGAACUGCCUGCUCUGGAACUUGCCCAGGAGAACAUGGAGGCUGCGAGAGAGUACGGCGGCGAGAGUCUGGAUAGCAGCUCCAUGUAUGGUGUCCUGCGUCAGAAGGCGGGAAUGGAGUUCUGGAAUGAAAAGAGUAGAAAGGGAGGGUCUUAGAUUAACUUUUGUAUAGAUGUGUAUAUAGAGUGUGUUCUUCUCUGUACAUACAGAAAAAACAGAUCCCCAGCUCAGUAAUCAAAUUAUAACCCAAAAUUAACAAAAUGCCAACCCUGCUCUAUGCGCCAAAUUAUUCACAAAACAGAUGAUGAAAAUUACACUCGUAGUAAAUCGGCCCCCAAAGCGCCUGUUCAGACGCCAUAUAAACAUAGCCCUCCUUUUGCCUUCCGAACACACCCACCCAAUAUAUAUAUAUCAAAAAAGAAAGA
This is a messenger RNA of Aspergillus glaucus CBS 516.65, 1397 nucleotides long. RefSeq names its product NAD(P)-dependent oxidoreductase. The record is from RefSeq and is a predicted model, not a curated record. The transcript has 4 exons. Bases 187 to 1128 code for a protein of 313 amino acids. Lineage: Eukaryota; Fungi; Ascomycota; Eurotiomycetes; Eurotiales; Aspergillaceae. Gene Ontology annotation, molecular function: oxidoreductase activity, acting on the CH-OH group of donors, NAD or NADP as acceptor; NAD binding; NADP binding.